AUGGGAAUAAAGGAAGUGUUCAACUUGGCGCGGGUGCCCUCCAUCCUCAUGCUCGGGGUGGUUUACAUCACUUAUGUGCUGAUCGGCGGGGUGAUUUUCUGGAAGUUGGAGGGAGAUCUCGGAACAAAGGACAUCAAUCUUUUACUGUCGCACAAAAAGAGGGUGCUCGCGACGUACACCUGUCUGAACCAAGAAGGCCUGGAGGAGGUGGCUCAGGUUGUUCAAGAUGCGUCCAAGGUGGGCCUAAGUUUGAAAGGCAACUACACCACGGACGGCUUCUGGAAAUUCACCAGUUCAGCUGUGUUUGCUGCCACUGUGGUCACAACUAUAGGUUAUGGGAACAUGAGUCCGAGCUCUACUGCUGGCCAGAUCUUCUGUGUGUUCUUUGCACUAUUUGGUAUCCCGCUCAACAUGGUGGUGCUCAACAGGGUGGGCAAAUACAUGCUUGCUAUAGAGAGGAACAUCUCCGACUUCCUGGAGGGAAAGACCGGGCGAAGGAAGUGUACCCGUUUUUUUGUCCACCUGGUGUCAUACCUAUCUGGAGCAGUGCUCUUCUUUGUUGUGCCCAUGAUUGUGUUCCAGCAGCAUGAGGGCUGGACUUUCUCCCAAGCCAUCUACUACUGUUUCAUUACUCUGAGCACCAUCGGCUUCGGAGACUUUGUGGCAGACAGUAAUCCAGACAAAACUUACCCAGAGUGGUACAGCAUCCUCAUGGCCUCAUGGAUCUUCUUUGGCCUGGCCUGGCUGGCCCUCCUCAUCAACCACUCUAUUGACAUCCUGGAGCGACUCAACACCCACUGCAAACAGCGGUGGGGUGGACAGAAGCCAGAGGAAGAGUCUGGCACCACAGAAGGCGACAACCCAGACACACAGCUGGAGGAGGAAGACGAGAUCAAGAAGCCUCCAAUGAGUCAGUAAACUAAGGUAAAAAGGUGAAGAUUCCAGAGAUUUGACCUAAUCAUAGAAUUAUCUCUCUGUAGAUC
Molecule: messenger RNA, 983 nt
Organism: Epinephelus fuscoguttatus (brown-marbled grouper)
Lineage: Eukaryota; Metazoa; Chordata; Actinopteri; Perciformes; Serranidae
Gene: kcnk17
Product: potassium channel, subfamily K, member 17
Exons: 5
Coding region: 1-918 (305 amino acids)
Biological process (GO): potassium ion transmembrane transport; stabilization of membrane potential
Cellular component (GO): membrane
Molecular function (GO): potassium ion leak channel activity
Source: RefSeq, a predicted model, not a curated record